This is a messenger RNA of Chenopodium quinoa (quinoa), 4179 nucleotides long. RefSeq names its product putative pentatricopeptide repeat-containing protein At2g02150. NCBI's taxonomy places the organism in Eukaryota, Viridiplantae, Streptophyta, Magnoliopsida, Caryophyllales, Amaranthaceae. Gene Ontology annotation, molecular function: protein binding. The record is from RefSeq and is a predicted model, not a curated record.
UUUACAAUACAAAAUUUUAAAAAUAAUGAAAAAAAUAAAAAGGGACAUUAAACAAAACAAAAGCUGCGUGUUUGAGCAGCCUAAACCCUGCAAACCCAAGCUCAAACUUAUGCCCAACAGUUCUCAUAAACCCUAAAUUAGAACUUCAACCCAUUUUUCAACUUGUUCAGCUCUUAAUCACUCUACUUCUUCUUCUUCACAUCCUAUUUACAAAUUCAACAAAAACAAAAUUAAUUUUUUUUGGGAUUUCAGGCUAAAACUUUCCCCAAAUAUGUCCUGCUAUGACAAUGGAGCUCACUGAAUUUCAACAACCCAUCAAUUAUCAGCGAUGUUAUUGUUUCUUCGCACUUUCUUUAGCGUUGUUGGUCGCAGAAGCUCCAUUUCCAAUCGCAUAGGUGCGUCCAUUGUUGCCCCGUUUCCUCAUAAUAAUAUGCCUUUCUCUCUCCUCCCUUCGACCCACUUCAUCAUUUGUCCUUUACAAUGCAAUUUGAUGAUCUGGGUCACUGGUUUUUUGUUAAAUUUUAGAUACCCUUUUAUCAGUAAAGUAAAUUCUGAUUGUUUCAAUGAAGUAUUUGAUAGAGAUUAUAUGAAAAAAUUAGUUCUUGAAGAGAGGUGGAAUGAUGCUAGGAUUGGUAGUUUGUUUAAUUCUGCAUUAGCCCCAAUUUUAGUUUCAAGGGUUUUAGUUGUAUUGAAGGAAGAACCUAAAUUAAUGAUGAAGUUCUUUCGGUGGGCGAAAACGCGUAUUGGGUUUAGGCAUUCUACUGAAUCUUAUUGUAUAGUGAUUCAUAUCUUGUUUAGUAGUAGAAUGUACCAUGAUGCAAACUUGAUACUGAAAGAAAUGAUACUUUCGUCCAAGCCGUGGCCUGGUGUGGAUUUGUUUGAUGCUUUGUGGUUGACAAGGAGCGUUUGUGUUACGGGUUAUGGAGUAUUCGAUGCGUUUUUUAGUGUGUUGAUUGAAUUGGGAAUGCUUGAUGAGGCUAGCCAGUGUUUUGAGAGGUUGAAGAGAUAUAGGGCUCCUAAGGUGCGUUCGUGUAAUAACCUUCUAAGAAAGCUUUGUGAAUCAGGUAGAGGUGGGACAUCAAGGAAGAUUUUCAGUGAUUUGCUUGGGGUUGGGAUGACCCCAUCUGUGUUUACUUAUAACAUAAUGAUAUGUGAUAGAUGCAAGGAGAAGGAUAUGGUAGGAGCUAGGGAAUUGUUUAAUCAGAUGAAAGAUAGCGGCUUAAUACCGGAUAUUGUUACAUAUAAUACACUGAUUGAUGGGCAUGGAAAGCUUGGCCUGUUAAAAGAAACAAUAAAUAGUUACGUGGAGAUGAGAGAAGUAGGUUGUCGUCCUGAUCUUAUAACAUAUAAUACUCUGAUUAAUUGUUUUUGUAAAUAUGAAAAGUUUCCUCAAGCUUUCCAAUUUCUUCGUCAGAUGAAAAGUGAUGGUUUGAAGCCUAAUGUUGUAACAUAUAGCACAUUAAUUGAUUCUUUUUGCAAAGAAGGGAUGAUGAGAGAAGCUAUGAAAUUUUUUGUUGAUAUGAGACGUCUUGGUCUCUCUCCAAAUGAAUAUACAUAUACUUCUUUGAUUGACGCGAAUUGUAAAAGCGGAAAUCUUGGUGAAGCUUCAAAAAUAGUGAAAGAGAUGUUGGAGGUGGGGCUUGACCUAAAUGUUGUAACUUGUACUGCUCUGAUGGAUGGCCUUUGUGACAAAGGGAGAGUAGAAGAAGCAGAGGAAUUAUUUAAUACUAUGCAGAAAGCUGGCAUAAUCCCAAACCAGAAAACCUACACUGCUUUUAUUCACGGCUGCAUUAAAGCUGGGAAGGUGGAAAAAGCCAAAAAUAUCUUAGAAGCAAUGAAAAAGAAAGAAAUAAAGACAGACGAGACUCUUUAUGGCACCCUUAUCUGGGGACUUUGCAAUGAAGGAAAAGUUGAGGAAGCUAAUGUUUUAGUAACUGAAAUGAAACAGAUUGGUCUUGAGGUAAAUAGCCAUUUGUUCACAACUCUGAUAGAUGCUUAUUUAAAAGCAGGGAAUGCCAUAAAAGCUCUUGAACUUUUCCAGGAAAUGCAAGAGUUUGAAAUCAUGCCUACUCUUGUAACAUUCAUUGUGUUAAUUGACGGUCUCUGCAAAUUGGGACUGAUCCAGGAUGCAGUUGACCAUUUUUACAAAAUGGAAGCUACGGGUUUACCUCCCAAUAUUUCUAUCUAUACGUCUCUGAUUGAUGCUCAUUGUAAAAGUAAUUGCAUGGAAGUGGCAAAAAGGCUUUUUGAUGAAAUGCAAGCAAAGGGGAUAGUUCCAGAUGGAUCUGUUUUUACAGCUUUGAUUGAUGGGAACUCAAAGCAUGGAAAUGUUGAAGAAGUCUUUAACUUAAUCAACAAAAUGACCAGUUCUGGUUUGCAGCUGGAUUUGUAUGCUUAUACUUCUUUGUUACAGGCUUACUUUAGAGCAGGGGAUGCCAAAGGGGCCCUUAAUCUGUUUCAGGAAAUGCAGAACUUGGGCAUUGCUCCAACACUUGGGACUUACACGGUUUUGAUUGAUGGUAUGUGUAAAUCGGGAUUGGUUGAGGAUGCACUGGACCAAUUUCGUAGGAUGGAUGGUACUAGUAUAUCUCCGAAUGUUGUCAUAUAUACAGCUUUAAUUGACGGUCUUUGUAAAAGCAACUGCUUGGAGAUGGCUAAAGAACUUUUUAGUCAAAUGCAAGCUAAGGGUAUGGUUCCAGAUGUAGCUGCUUUUACAGCUUUGAUCUCUGGCAAUUUAAAGUUUGGUAGCAUUGAGGAGGCAUUUAAGUUGAAGAAUGAGAUGAUUGAUAUGGGUUUGGAGCUUGAUUUACAGGCAUACACCUGUUUGGUUCAGGUGCUUGCUGACUUUGGUCAACUUGAAGAAUCAAGAAUGUUAUUUGAUGAGAUGAUCAGGAAGGGUAUUCGCCCUGACAAAGUUAUUUAUGGUGUACUGGUGAGAAAAUAUCUUGACCAUGGAAAGGCUGAUGAGGCUGUAAAAUUACAAAAUGAAAUGAUUAGGAAUGGUUUCUUAACUGAAGAUAGAAACUCUGCUGCUAUGGUGCACAAUCGCUGUAGAUGAUGGUAUGAAGCUUCAACACUUUCUGUGGGAUGUUUUAUCUUGUUUGAGAAUUUCUAGAAACCUUAUAAUUGCAGUGAACAAGUCAGCUCAGCCAAUUUGUGUUCAUUCAUGAUGCUUCACACAAACCCUGGAUGCCAAUAAAAAAUCCGAUCUCUGGGUGUUCAUAGAGAAAAUUUCAUCCUUGAGUGCUCAGGCUCAAUGUAGCAUUGAAAAACACAAGAUUGGUGAUGAUCAAUCAUCAAUUGCUUUUCUAAGGAGAGGAGCCAGUUCCUAUCAGUUUUGUGCCUUUGAUUAUCCAACAAGAUAAUGUAGGCGUUCUAUCCUUAACUUUCAAGAUAGUUCCCUGAUGAGCUUUAGGCACUACUAAUAUAUUCUUCACAUACUUGGACAAGAUGUGUCAAUUAAGGAAAUCGCAAGAGAGCCUUAAGACAAAAUCCUCCUGGAUUAUCGGAGCAGAUUCAUGUACCAGAGACUUUUACUGCUGUUCAACUUUCCUUCCACGCAACCCUUUGUUCCUGUAAAAAAUUACCAAACAGGCUGCAAUCAAGACAAAGUGUGCAAACAAAAAAAAGAGAAGAAUAAAGGAACGUGAAGGGGAGAUCAUGGAAGAGGAAGAAGAGGAGGGAGGACAAAGAUGUGGCAUUCCUUCGUAACUAAAAGCUCUGGCUCACCUACUGAAGACGGCCAAAUCAAGUAGAAAGGCGACACCUUUAAGCUACAGCAAAAUCAAUUCUGCGGUGUAUGGAUUUCCAUAUGUACAUAGCCUUAUUCCUAACCGUGGCCAUGAUCAGUCAAAAGUUCAGUGGUAGAUAAAUUGUACGAAAGAUAAACCCAUAUGCGUGAGAUUGCCAUAAGCUGGCCUCAAGUCUGAGCUCCAAAGCAUUUUACAGUUUUAAAGAUAUCUUUAAGCAUCUAACAGUUAUGUUGCCAUAAGUACAAAUUUUGAAGGCAUUGUCUGUUCGAUCUUAGACCUCAAUGAACAUGUACAAGUCUAUAUUGAUUUGCAAGGUAAAGUAGCCAGUAUUAAGGCUCCAAACACCUUUAUUUGACAUUGUUCUUGUAAUCGUAUUUCAGAAUGUUUCUGCCUCUCUGGUAAUGCUAAUGGAUUUUCAAUCACCUCA